Molecule: messenger RNA, 1688 nt
Organism: Rhodamnia argentea
Lineage: Eukaryota; Viridiplantae; Streptophyta; Magnoliopsida; Myrtales; Myrtaceae
Product: aspartyl protease family protein At5g10770-like
Exons: 3
Coding region: 105-1517 (470 amino acids)
Biological process (GO): proteolysis
Molecular function (GO): aspartic-type endopeptidase activity
Source: RefSeq, a predicted model, not a curated record
AGACAACUUGGAAAACCUUGAUCUACCAGAGGACAACGUUUGCAGAAGGCAUAUAAAGAAGCAUCUGUGCAAGCUGCUUAAGGAAGGAGAAGAAGAAGAACAAGAUGGCUUCAUUGUCUCUCUCUUUCCUCGUCGAGAUCUUGCGUUAUGCCUCUCUCCUGUGUCUUUUGUGCCUCGACGAUAUGGCCUGUGUCGUUCAUGGAGCUCAGGAGAUCACCCUCCCAGUCACCUCUCUUUUCCCUUCUCCCAUUUGCAAAGCUUCUACUUCCAACGCGAACUCAACUUUGAAGUUGGUUCACAAGAACAGUCCAUGCUCUCCCCUUUUCAAUGGCGAACCCGUGAACCACACCCAACUUCUGCUUGAAGACAUUGCGAGAGUGAAGUGGAUUCGAUCCAAAAUCUCUGGAGCCAGUGCAGCUAACAGCUUGAAAGACUCGGCCGUCAGCAUCACAGCCAAGUACGGUGCUGGUGGCACCAGCUAUUUGGUGACUAUAGGCCUCGGCACACCGAAGAAGGACUUGACCCUUUUGUUUGACACCGGAAGUGCGCUCACGUGGACCCAGUGCGAGCCAUGUGCUGUGUCUUGCUAUAGCCAAGCCGAGCCAAUCUUCGACCCCUCUCAGUCCUCCUCCUACGCCAACAUCUCUUGCUCUGCUCCAUCUUGCACUCAGCUUCCUUCUGGCACUGCUCGACCAUCUCGCUGCAGCGGUUCGACAUGUGUUUACGCGACGGGGUAUGGUGACCAAGAGUCCUUUACCAUUGGCUUCUUUGCAACAGAGACACUGACCUUAUCAUCAACCGACGCGAUCACCGGUUUCGAGUUUGGGUGCGGUCAGAACAACGGAGGGCGAUUCAAGGGAUUUGCAGGAUUGUUCGGGCUUGCUCGAGACAGGAUUUCAUUCGUAGAACAAAGUGCGACCAAAUAUGGACGAUAUUUCUCAUAUUGCCUCCCACCAUCGACGAGCUCCACGGGGUACUUAACCUUCGGCAUGGGCAGUAUGACAUCCGCCUCGGCCAGCUUCACACCAAUAUCAAUGGUCUCGCAGAGUUCACUCUUCUACGGCAUUGACAUAACAGGAAUCAGUGUAGGAGGUAAACCGCUUUCUAUACCAUCAACCGUGUUCUCAAAUGUUGGCUCUGUCAUUGACUCGGGAACCACAGUCACGCAAUUGCCCCCGACUGCGUACAGCGCCCUACGCUCAGCCUUCCGACAGGCAAUGUCAAACUACAAGAUGUCGGCUCCGGCUUCUGGCUUCGACACGUGCUAUGACUUGAGCGGGUCCACCAUGGUCACUGUCCCAGUUAUCACAUUCUCCUUCAGGGGACCCAUUGACGUCCAGUUGGACACCAGCGGUGUGUUGGUUCCUGUAACUCAAUCGCAAAUGUGCCUAGCAUUUUCAUCGACCGGCGACGAGACUGCUCCCAGCAUCUACGGGAACAUACAACAAAGGUCAUUUGAGGUGGUGUACGACGUACCUGGAGGGCGGAUUGGUUUCCGCCCAAAAGGUUGUUCCUAACUUCCUAAACAUUGUCCUAUAGCUUCCAAGUCAAAAGGGGGCAAAGCAAUUUGCUUGUUUGGUGCACUUCAAUAAAUUCCAAGACGCUUGAAUCAAGGCGAGUAAUGUGUAUCAUUCUGUACUCUAAAGACUACGCUCGACAUUAAUCAAUAGUUCUCUUCCAUUUCUAUA